Molecule: messenger RNA, 765 nt
Organism: Globicephala melas (long-finned pilot whale)
Lineage: Eukaryota; Metazoa; Chordata; Mammalia; Artiodactyla; Delphinidae
Gene: CIMAP1A
Product: ciliary microtubule associated protein 1A
Cellular component (GO): outer dense fiber; cytoskeleton
Source: RefSeq, a predicted model, not a curated record
AUGGCGGAGGAGGUAUGGGUGGGCACCUGGAGGCCCCAUCGCCCCCGGGGACCCAUCAUGGCCCUCUACAGCAGCCCCGGACCCAAGUACCUGAUUCCACCCACCACAGGCUUUGUGAAGCACACGCCUGACAAGCUGCGUGCACCGGCCUACAGCUUCCAUGGGGCCCCCAUGCUCCUGGCAGAGAACUGCUCCCCGGGGCCCCGCUACAGCGUGAACCCCAAGAUACUGAGGACUGGCAAGGACAUCGGCCCCGCCUACUCCAUCCUGGGGCGCUACUGCACUAAGACCACGCUGACCCCCGGCCCUGGCCACUACUUUCCAGAGAAAUCUACCAAGCAUGUGUUCGACUCGGCGCCCAGCCACUCCAUUUCUGCCCGAACCAAGACCUUCCGAGUGGACAGCACCCCAGGCCCCGCUGCCUACAUGCUGCCCGUGGUGAUGGGGCCCCACACUGUCGGCAAGGCCUCCCAGCCCGCCUUCUCCAUCAAGGGCCGCAGCAAGCUGGGCAGCUUCAGCGACGACCUGCACAAGACCCCAGGUCCCGCAGCCUACCGCCAGACCGAUGUCCAGGUGACCAAGUUCAAGGCUCCACAGUACACCAUGGCUGCCCGAGUGGAGCCCCCGGGGGACAAGACCCACAAGCCAGGACCGGGAGCCCACAGCCCUGAGAAGGUGACAGUGACCAAGCCCCGCGCCCCGAUCGUCACCUUUGGCAUCAAGCAUUCUGACUACAUGACACCCCUGGUCGUGGACGUGGACUAG